Molecule: messenger RNA, 414 nt
Organism: Apiotrichum porosum
Lineage: Eukaryota; Fungi; Basidiomycota; Tremellomycetes; Trichosporonales; Trichosporonaceae
Exons: 1
Coding region: 1-414 (137 amino acids)
Source: RefSeq, a predicted model, not a curated record
AUGAUCACAAACGCAGACGGUUCUUCUCCAGGCGACAAGCUCGUCGUCUCGCACGCCAAGGACGCGACGUACACCCAAGGCCUGCGUUCGUUCUUCGCCUACCGUGACCUCGGCAUCAAGGACGCGACAAACGGCGCUGUCGCCGCCCAUGUCAUCCGCGGAGUGCCAGGCUCCCACGCAACUGGUAUCGCGCACUUGCACCGCACGACGUUUCAGAUGGUCUAUGUCCUCAAGGGCUGGGUCGAGUUUGAGUACGAGGGUCAAGACGGCGUGGUGCACCUCGAACCGGGAGACAGCGUCUACCAGCCGCCGGGCAUUCGGCACCGCGAGGUUGCGCACAGCGACGAUGUGGAGAUGCUCGAGGUUGUCCUGCCGGGCGACUUUGGGACAGAGGAGGUUCCCGGGUUGGCGUGA